Molecule: messenger RNA, 1617 nt
Organism: Wickerhamiella sorbophila
Lineage: Eukaryota; Fungi; Ascomycota; Dipodascomycetes; Dipodascales; Trichomonascaceae
Product: Sorting nexin-41
Exons: 1
Coding region: 1-1617 (538 amino acids)
Biological process (GO): retrograde transport, endosome to Golgi
Molecular function (GO): phosphatidylinositol binding
Source: RefSeq, a predicted model, not a curated record
AUGGAUUUCGAAGACAAUAACCCACUCUCAGCUAUUGAUGGUACUGAGCAGCCGGAAAUGUCUGUAACAAAGCCCAAGCAGGAGGUAAAGGUACUCAAGUCGCUCGAGAACCAAGAGAUCACCAUCACAGAUGCCGGGAAGAGUCGCGAGGGCACUAAACGCGGUCACAUAACCUACACUAUCAGCGUUGGUGGAGUCAAUGUUCGCCGAAGAUAUUCUGAAUUCGAGAGCUUGUUUCUGAAUCUUCGUCGUCUGCUUCCGACGGUAGUUGUACCGCCCAUUCCAGAAAAGCACAGCCUCACCGCGUAUGCCGCAAACCCGUCACACGCGCAUGAAGAUGCAAAGAUUAUCGAACAUCGACGGCGCAUGCUCACGGUCUUUCUGAAACGUUGUUUAGAAAUACCCGUUAUUCGCGACUCCUAUUUGAUGGAACGUUUCUUGGACCCGAACACAAGCUGGAACGAAGUUUUGACCUGUGAGUACCUUGCGAAUCUGCCCAAGAGUUCGCUUCAAGCGCCUCCUUUAGAUGCAACCAAUCCCACACCGGCACAUGCGUAUCUUCCUAUUCCUCCAUCUGGGGCCAAGCUCCGUUCAGAGACUGACCCGUUGUUCAAGGACAUUGAAGACAGUGCCAAGGAGUACGAGGCGGUCAUUGGCAACGGGCUGGACAAGGCUGCUCGUCGUAUCAAUAGCCAAUACACAAACUUUGCCAAAGAUUGUGCCGAUCUUGGUGGCCAGUUCAAUGCAUUCAGCCUGGAAAGCCAGGGAGACUUGGCCACUGCCGUUGAAAAGGUUGGCCAGGCUCUUGACACUGGAUACCUCUCGACCGAUCUUGCGCUCAAGGACUCAUUGACAAUAGAGUUCAGUGAGCCCCUAGCAGAGAGUGUGCAAUUGGCCGCAACUGCGCGUCAAGUUCUCAAAUACCGACGAUACCGUGCUCUUCAAGUGGAAAUGGUUGAAAAGGCCAUGGCGAGCAAGCGGGCCGCUCUGCAGCAACUCGAGCACGCAGAAGUUGAAGCACAGAAAAUCAAUGAUUUCUUGAAUGCGGAUGAACGUAUAAACAAUGCAUUAACUGGCUCUUCAUUGGGCCCUGUUUCUUCCAACGACGUGACCCUGGCUAUUGCUGAAGCGUCGGGCUCUGACCACUCCACAGCGGGCUCCUCUGUUGACGGGUUUUCGCUCAAAGAUGAUAGCAUAGGUGGAUCGUCGGACACUGCAUCAAUUGAUAGCAACGAUAAAGGUGAUGUCCAGCCCGCAGAGAGAAGGUACUCUUCGGUGACCAAAGGAUUCCGACUUCCCGGCCUGGCCUCUAUCAACAAUGCAUUACACGGUAUGAUAGAUACUGACCCAGAAACCACCCGGCGAAACAAUAUAACCCGUACACGGGAACAGCUCGCCAAUCUUGAGGGUGCCCUAGAAAUUGCAAAGCAAGAUAGCGCAGUAACAUCAGAAGCGGUGAAGGAGGAAAUUGAAAGGUACAAGAAGGUGAAAGAUCAAGAUCUAACUCAGUUGGUCAGAGCCUUUGUUCGCUGUCAUAUUGAGUGGGCAGAGAAGAACCAAGCGGCUUGGGAAGAAGCAUACGCUGUCGUUACAGGCGAGCAACUUCCUCGUAAUUAA